CGGUCAGAAUGGAGCGGUUUGGACCUCAGACGCCUGUAGUGGGUUUUUUGUCAGACGCCGAUGUCGGAUUUUAAUCGAUAGAAAAUGAGACUGUGCGGGUGUUAGUGAGUCAGUGAGAGAACGGGAUCGUUGUGCUGAAUUCUAGCUUCGUCAGGAGGUGACAUUUAGUGUUAAAAGCCGUGUGAGAUUUAUAAAGGAAAAGAGAAAAGAAAAUGACGACGACCACCACGUUUAAAGGCAUGGACCCGGAUGCUAAGAGCAGCUCCAGGGUUCUCCGUCCACCGGGUGGAGGCUCCAACAUCAGCUUUGGCACUGAAGAGGAGAAACCUGCAGCUCGCAAAAACAAAAUGGCUUCCAGCAUCUUUGCAGAACCCGAGGAUCCACAUGCUCAUCGAAGGAACAACCCACCAGGUGGGAAGCCCACAGGUGUGUUGUGUGGAGAACCUUCAGCACCACUAAGGAGGUGUGUCCAACAACCUGUCAAUCAAACUGGUGAUGCAGACAAUGAACCUUCAUCAGUGGUGAAUGGAGACAAUGGAAAAAAUGAUGAAUUGGCAGUGGAAGUAGCAGAGGAAGUGGAGGCGACUCAUGUGGAAAAAUCUGCAGCUAGUGUCUCUUCAGAGACUCCGUCAGGACGCCGAAACCCUCCUGGUGGCAAAUCCUCUCUGAUCCUGGGCUGAGACACACACACACACACACCUUCUCACUCUCUUCCUGCUACACCACAUCAUAUCCAGAGCCACGUUUACAAGCAUUCAGUCUGCAGUAGACAAACUGUGUGUGUGUGUGUGUGUGUGUGUGUGUGUGUGUUCCCCUCUUGUAAUGUCAGACUGUUUCACUUCCUGUCUCGUUGUCCUUCCACAGUGUGUGUUUUGGUUCUGCACAUGACUUUUGUCUCACUUGCGUUUAAUUUGGACAAUUUUAUUUGUUCAGAACCUUGUAAAGCUGCAGGCUCCUGUCUCGUCUCUCAUUCCUGGGUUUAUACGGAUUUAUUAAUGUUUGUGCAUUUCUACGUAUAAUAAAAUAUUGCUAUGAAACUAA
Molecule: messenger RNA, 1041 nt
Organism: Tachysurus fulvidraco (yellow catfish)
Lineage: Eukaryota; Metazoa; Chordata; Actinopteri; Siluriformes; Bagridae
Gene: jpt1a
Product: Jupiter microtubule associated homolog 1a
Exons: 5
Coding region: 213-680 (155 amino acids)
Cellular component (GO): nucleus
Source: RefSeq, a predicted model, not a curated record